AUGGUAACCAAAACUGUUCCUCUUCAAUUCCUUCCUACUUGCUAUCCUUCUACUAAGCCUACCAGAAGGAAAGGAAGCAAAGUAAAGAUGUGGUGGGUUUAUUGUCUGCUUGUUUGGUACUCAAUUAUUCAAUGUGCUUUUGCACAAAUUAGAUUUACUCAACCAUCGACUACAGACUCAUUUUCAUACGAUGCCAUCACAAUUAAAUGGGCAGAGUCGAAUUUCGGAGUUUCUUUAAAAGAUAUUGAAAAUACAAAGUUCCAAAUCUGUACAAAUAGUGCUGACCAGCCCAAGUAUUGCUACAUGGUCCCAGAAGCCGUGAAGCCUUCCUCGACCGGUUCGUAUGGUCCUUUUUCCAUGCCAGUCAGUCAAGGACGUCCGGGCAGAGUCUGGUUUAUUUGGGCACAGUCUACUACUACUAACGGAAAAACUAUCAAUGACUAUUCCGAUUUCUUUACUAUCACUGGACUCACGGGUACCUUUGAUGGCAAUGUUUUUCAGACGCUUAUGCAGCUGGGCGUUUGGUCUAACACUCCAGUGCAACCAGAAUUUACUUUAUCGUGGCCAACCGGUACUAUGAGAGACUGGUAUUUGAAACAGACCGGUCGAAUUCGUACUGGUCCCAUGCAACAGAGACCGGGUUCUGUCUUUACUGCUCAAACUACAAGUUUUUCACGUCUUUGGGAAACCUCUUCCUACAGUGUUUUCACAAAAUAUGGUAGCAUGCCUUACCCCACUUCUACUGUGCAGCCUGGUCCAUCUUACACUUACACCCUAUAUGCAAACUAUGCUUCCACGGCUUCUUCUCCAGUGGUUACUGCUACUCCUACCUAUGGUUUGAGAAGAAGAGAUCUCUGGUCUCGUGAUGAAGUAAUGGAAUACGAGAAACGCCGCAUGCGUAUUGAUGAGCCUCGUCGUGGUUUGUUCCAUCCUUAA
Molecule: messenger RNA, 936 nt
Organism: Schizosaccharomyces osmophilus
Lineage: Eukaryota; Fungi; Ascomycota; Schizosaccharomycetes; Schizosaccharomycetales; Schizosaccharomycetaceae
Gene: knh1
Product: conserved fungal cell wall protein, Kre9/Knh1 family Knh1
Exons: 1
Coding region: 1-936 (311 amino acids)
Biological process (GO): fungal-type cell wall organization; (1->6)-beta-D-glucan biosynthetic process; cell wall biogenesis
Cellular component (GO): extracellular region
Source: RefSeq, a predicted model, not a curated record